This is a messenger RNA of Linnemannia hyalina, 1938 nucleotides long. NCBI's taxonomy places the organism in Eukaryota, Fungi, Mortierellomycota, Mortierellomycetes, Mortierellales, Mortierellaceae. The record is from the annotation of a GenBank genome assembly.
AUGCUUAGAGUCAACUCCUGCGCCAACAUCCUGCGCCGCACUGCUGCCAAGAAUGCUGCCACCCGUGCCUUGCACACCUCCCGCCCUGCUAUGCAGGUGUUUGCCUCGAAGCCCUUGAACGCCAAGGAGGCAUCGAGCCCUAUCACCUCAAAGUACCCCAUCAUUGACCACACCUACGAUGCCCUCGUCGUCGGUGCCGGUGGUGCCGGUCUCCGUGCCGCCUUCGGUCUCGCCGAGGCCGGUCUCAACACCGCCUGCAUUUCCAAGCUCUUCCCCACCCGUUCCCACACUGUCGCAGCCCAGGGCGGUGUUAACGCUGCUCUUGGCAACAUGGGAGAGGAUGACUGGAGAUGGCACAUGUACGACACCGUCAAGGGUUCGGACUGGCUCGGAGAUCAGGAUGCUAUCCACUAUAUGUGUCGUGAGGCCCCCCACAGUGUCAUUGAGUUGGAGCACUACGGUGUCCCCUUCUCCAGAACCAAGGAGGGCAAGAUCUACCAGCGUGCCUUCGGUGGUCAGUCCUUGAAGUUCGGCGAGGGUGGUCAGGCUUACCGUUGUGCUGCCGUCGCUGAUCGUACCGGUCACUCGAUUCUUCAUACCCUUUAUGGUCAGUCCCUUCGCCACAACACCAACUUCUUCAUCGAGUACUUCGCCUUGGACCUCAUUAUGGAGAACGGCGAGUGCCGUGGUGUCCUCGCCUUGAACAUGGAGGACGGAACCCUUCACCGUUUCCGCUCUCACAAGACCGUCCUUGCCACCGGAGGAUACGGUCGUGCCUACUUCUCCUGCACCUCUGCCCACACCUGCACUGGUGACGGAAAUGCCAUGGUUGCCCGUGCCGGCCUCCCCCUCCAGGAUUUGGAGUUUGUCCAGUUCCAUCCCACCGGUAUCUACGGUGCUGGAUGCUUGAUCACUGAGGGUUCCCGCGGUGAGGGUGGAUACCUCUUGAACUCCCAAGGAGAGCGUUUCAUGGAGCGUUACGCCCCCACCGCCAAGGAUUUGGCCUCGCGUGAUGUCGUCUCCCGUUCGAUGACCAUGGAGAUCCGUGAGGGUCGCGGUGUUGGUCCCGAGAAGGAUCACAUCUACCUCCAGCUCUCUCACUUGCCCGCCUCGGUCCUCCACGAGCGUCUCCCCGGUAUUUCUGAGACUGCUGCCAUUUUCUCGGGAGUUGAUGUCACCAAGGAGCCCAUCCCCGUCUUGCCCACUGUCCACUACAACAUGGGAGGAAUCCCAACAAAGUACACUGGAGAGGUCUUGAGCGUCGACGAGAACGGCAACGACAAGGUCGUCCCCGGUUUGUACGCUGCCGGAGAGGCCGCCUGUGUGUCUGUCCACGGUGCUAACCGCUUGGGAGCUAACUCUCUCUUGGAUAUCGUCGUUUUCGGUCGCGCCUGCGCUCACCACAUCCGUGAUACCUUGGAGCCCAACACCCCUCACCGCCCCUUGGCCGCUGAUGCUGGUGCCGAGUCCAUUGCCAACUUGGACAAGCUCCGCUACGCCUCUGGCCCCAUUUCCACCGCUGCCCUCCGCUUGAGCAUGCAGAAGGUCAUGCAGAACGAUGCUGCUGUCUUCCGUACCCAGUCCUCCUUGGAUGAGGGUGUUGAGAAGAUUGACAAGGUCUUCAAGCAGUUCCCCGAUGUCGGUGUCACAGAUCGCUCGAUGAUCUGGAACUCUGACUUGGUCGAGACCCUCGAGCUCCAGAACUUGUUGACAUGCGCCGCCCAGACCAUGCACUCUGCCAGUGCCCGCAAGGAGUCCCGUGGUGCUCACGCCCGUGAGGAUUUCCAGGACCGUGAUGAUAAGAACUGGAUGAAGCACACUCUCUCAUGGCAGAACCAGGAGACUGGUGAGGUCAAGUUGGGCUACCGCGGAGUUGUCGGCACCACCUUGGACGAGGAGGAGUGCAAGGCUGUUCCCCCCAAGAAGCGUGUGUACUAA